Molecule: messenger RNA, 754 nt
Organism: Suillus discolor
Lineage: Eukaryota; Fungi; Basidiomycota; Agaricomycetes; Boletales; Suillaceae
Product: 40S ribosomal protein S15
Exons: 7
Coding region: 68-532 (154 amino acids)
Biological process (GO): ribosomal small subunit assembly; translation
Cellular component (GO): cytosolic small ribosomal subunit; ribosome
Molecular function (GO): structural constituent of ribosome
Source: RefSeq, a predicted model, not a curated record
CUCAGGAUUGCCGAAAUCCUUGCUCGCUGUUAUCUACGACAACCGCAAGACUAAUUCACGACGCAACAUGGCGGAUUCAUCGGUUACUGACCCCUCGGUCGCUGCUGAGCUCAAGAAGAAGAGAACCUUCCGCACGUUCUCCUACCGCGGAGUUGAUCUCGACAAGCUCCUUGAUAUGAACAAUGAGGAGUUCGUUGAACUCGUUCACGCACGUGCCCGCCGUCGGUUCGGUCGUGGCCUCAAGCGCCGCCCCAUGGGUUUGAUUAAGAAAUUGCGCAAAGCUAAGAAGGAAGCUCCCCCGAAUGAAAAGCCUGCAGUCGUCAAGACCCACCUCCGUAACAUGAUCAUCGUCCCUGAGAUGAUUGGCAGCGUUGUUGGUAUCUACAACGGCAAGGUAUUCAACUCCGUCGAGAUCAAGCCUGAGAUGACAGGCCACUACCUCGCUGAAUUCUCGUGUUCGUACCGGCCCGUCAAGCACGGUCGUCCUGGUAUCGGCGCCACACACUCGUCUCGUUUCAUUCCUCUGAAGUAAGGCACUGGGUUCUUAUAUCUUUCGCAUGUCCCUCCACUAGCUUUACUACUUCAAAAUAUAUGCGUAUGCCUAUAUGCCAUACGAAACACAUGUUGGUGUCACACUUUGUAAUGGUCGGACGCAAGGGCACCAUCGUCUGCAUGCAAGAGUCGAGCAUCAUUGGCCCCGCGGGGCCGAACAAAUGAAUGAAAGGUACAAGAUAAUGUUUCGGUUGGUUAAAUU